Molecule: messenger RNA, 972 nt
Organism: Physella acuta
Lineage: Eukaryota; Metazoa; Mollusca; Gastropoda; Physidae
Product: FMRFamide receptor-like
Biological process (GO): G protein-coupled receptor signaling pathway
Cellular component (GO): membrane
Molecular function (GO): G protein-coupled receptor activity
Source: RefSeq, a predicted model, not a curated record
AUGGCAAUCUAUGAUCUAGUGUUUCUAUUGGUCAACACAGUUUUUAUUAGCAUGGAUUAUUUCCAUUUCGGAGUUACAGGACUGAAUGACUGGCAUGACGCUUAUGUCAGUCUCGCUCAACCUUUUGUCAGUGCAUUCACUAAUGUGGCUAUCACAGGGUCAGUGUACACGACGGUCAUCUUGUCAAUUGACAGGACAAUCGGAAUUCAGUUUCCUCUCCAAUGGCACCGAAUCUGCAGCAGUCGCCGGGUCAAGGUCGCGCUGUGUGUCGUGUUCUUCACGUCGGCCGUCUUGAACGUGCCUAUGAUGAUGGAGGACCGCUGGGAGUACCACACCAAGGAGUGGUCCAACGUCACGGAGUUCCAGUCCGUCAGUUCUGAGUACUCCAAGACUUACUUUCAUAACGAGGUAUACCUCCGCUACAUCAACCCAAUCUUCGAUGCCUUCGUGCCCGUCAUCGCCAUCUCCACCAUCAACGUCAUCAUCGCUAGAUCACUCCAUCAACGUAGUCGUCUCCAGAAGACCCUGAUUAGCUCUGACCCCACCCAAGACUUAAAAUCCACAGAAACCAAACGGAUCACUUCCAUGGUCAUCUGUAUAUCAUUGGAAACUUUGAUGACCCGCACCACACGUAUGGUCAACUUCAUCAUUCAGGGCUACUACGGCACAGCCUACGUCAACGCCUGCCCGCUGUACUGCGGCGUCAUUGCCGCUCUGGCCCACUUCCUCACCAUCACCAACGCCACCUUCAACUUCUUCUGUUUCUGCUACUUUGGCUCCAAGUUCCGGCGUUGUUUUUUACAGCGGUUAAAAAACAUGGGUGUACACGCCCCAAGUGUGAGCGAGAGAAACGUGAGGACUAAUUCAGAAGGACAAAAAGAAAGAGAGAAACGGCAAGAGUGGCAGAAAGAAACAGAGAGAGACUUGAUGAGAAAGAAUGGGGAAGACAGAGAGAGAGGGAGGAAGAGAUAG